AUGGGAUGGCAGAAAAGGGGAUCAGACCGAAGUUACGAUAGCAAAUCAGGAAUAGGAACAAUGAUAGGGAAUAGAACAGGAAAAAUAUGUGCUUAUGGUGUUAGGAGUAAAACAUGUCGAAAAUGUUCCUAUCACUUAAGUAAAGGUUGCACUCCACCUGAACAUGCUUGCAGUAAAAACUGGGAUGGAAGCUCAAAAGCUAUAGAACCAGACGUUGCGGUAGAAAAUGUUACAGAUAUUGAAAGUCGUGGUGUUAAAGUAGGAGUAAUGAUUAUGGAUGACGAUUGUACUACUAUGGCAAAAAUAAAACACCCAGUUACAAAGUGGUCAGACCUAAACCAUACAAGAAACCAUUUAGGAAAUAGCCUGUAUAACUUGCAAAAGAAACACAAAUGUCUCAGUCCAAAGGUGAUUCAGUUUCUUAAAAAAUGUUUCAGCUAUGCUGUCGCCCAAAACAAGGGUAAUGCAAAAGGGCUUGAGAGAUCACUUCAACAGAUCGUUCCUCACAUAUUUGGAGAACAUACUGAUUGCGAAAAUUGGUGUGGUUAUUUAAACAACCCUGAUACACACAAGCAUAAAUCCUUGCCGUAUGGUCGUGAUUUGAGUGGUGAUGAAUUGCGCAAAGAUCUCACAGCAGUGUUUAAAGUGUUCAUUAAAAAUUCAUCAAAAAUUGCACCAGGGGGAUCAACUAAAGAUGUAGAAUCAUUCAAUAAUAUGGUUGUAACUAAGGCACCAAAACGCUGUCAUUAUUCAGCAUCUAAAAGUUUGUCCAAUAGAUUAAACUGUGCAGUGGCACAGAAAAACAUCGGUCAUAGUUAUAUAACUAAAGUGAAUAAGGCAAUUGUGGUCUCACCUGGAUAUAUUGCUUCCAGAUACGCAAAGUUAAAAGAAAUGAAACAUCUAAGGCGGCUUCUAUUUGAAAACUCAAAGGAAUAUAAAAAACAAAAAUUAAAAAAGAAACUUAAAAAUCAUUCAUCAAACAUACAGAAGGUAUUGCGGGAGGGUACAACUUACAAGCCAUCCAUUGCUACUACUGAUGUGGCGGAUAUAACAGAAAUUCCACCAUCUCAAAUCUGCCCAGUUCACGAGCAUAUUCAGUUCAGUGAUAAUUACAACAAUGUAUAUUGUGAUAUUGAAACUACAUCUUUGAGGAAAGACUGUGACAUUUUGCAAAUAGCAGCAGUGUGUGGCAGUGUAAGUUUCAAUCAGUAUAUUUUACCGACCCAAACUAUAAGUCAAGGAGCCUCUAAUUUGACUGGUUUGUCACAUAUUGAAAAUGUGUUGUUUUUGAAUGAAAAGCCGAUAGAAAACGUUUUGCAUUUGAAAGAAGCGCUUUCAGUAUUUCUUGCCUGGCUUUCUGAUAUUGGUAAAUAUGUUCUUAUUGGUCAUAACUUCAGAAAAUUUGAUUUUCCAAGGCUGAUACGAGCAUUUGACAUUUGUGACCUGCUGGCCUCCCUCAAGACCUGUGUUGUAGGGAUUAUUGACAAUCUUCCAAUGUACAGAAACGUAUACCCACAAAUAGAAAAACAUACCCAAGAAUUUCUUUUGAAACAUAUUUUAAAUGAAACAUACAAUGCACAUAAUGCCAUUGCAGAUGUUGAAAGUCUGAGAAAGUUGGUGUUUGUCUCAAAUAUUUCAAAGGAUAAACUUUUAAAUCACGGUGUGACAACUGACUCGGCCAUCAGCUUAUAUACAUAUUACCUAAAAGGUGAUGCAAAUUAUUCUACAUUACUUGUUUUACAAUAG
Molecule: messenger RNA, 1746 nt
Organism: Mercenaria mercenaria
Lineage: Eukaryota; Metazoa; Mollusca; Bivalvia; Venerida; Veneridae
Exons: 1
Coding region: 1-1746 (581 amino acids)
Biological process (GO): DNA catabolic process
Cellular component (GO): cytoplasm
Molecular function (GO): 3'-5'-DNA exonuclease activity; nucleic acid binding
Source: RefSeq, a predicted model, not a curated record